UAAAGUUUAAUAAAAAUCGCGCCCCAGAAUGAAAAUCGGCCCUUUCUGAUCAAACAGCCACAAUGAAGGCGAACUGUGGAGGAAACCUCAUGUUUAACAUGUAUUUCUCAGAUCCAACAGAAAAUUUAUUAAAAGAAGGGAAAAGUUCGUCCUGGAAUCCAAUUAAUACCGGGGUACAGAAAGGGAGUGGACAAAUUCAGCUAUGGCAGUUUCUACUCGAACUCCUGUCUGACAGCUCCAACAUAACCUGUAUUGCCUGGGAAGGAACUAAUGGGGAAUUCAAGCUCAUAGACCCAGACGAAGUGGCCAGACGCUGGGGCGAGCGGAAGAGUAAACCCAACAUGAACUACGACAAGCUGAGUCGCGCGCUCCGUUACUACUACGACAAAAAUAUCAUGACUAAGGUCCACGGAAAACGUUAUGCGUACAAGUUCGAUUUCCACGGCCUGGCCCAGGUGUGCCAACCCUCCUCUACUGAACACGCUCUCUAUAAAUUCCAGAGCAAUUUCGCUCCCAUCCCGUUUUCAGGGAUUUCAAAGCUCAACCUCGUCGCUCCAGGCGUUGGGCCAUCUGGGUUCUCGUACUGGCCGGGCUCUCCACCGACUCUUUACCAUAGCCACAACCUGCAGCCUACAGGACCGUUUGGUGCUGUGUCUGCGUCACAUAUCAGCUGUGUCAACAAUAUAAACAAUUUGAAUAAUAUAAAUAACCACUACAACUGAACGUUGAUGUGUGUGUAUAAUCUCUCUCUCUCUCUCUCUCUCUCUCUCUCUCUCUCUCGCACAAAUGGGUAAACUUCUGUUUUAGGGGAGAGUCGCUAUGAAUGUAACAGUUUUCUUAUUUACUCAUAAAAUGUUUAGCCCAGCACGAUGACAUUUUUACUUUAACAGCUUUGACAGUAGUCAUUACACGUUUCAUUUAUGUUCGUAACUUAAUCGAGUCGAAUACAAUUUCAACCAAAGCUGGCUACAAGCAGUCCGAUGUUACAUUCAUACCACCUAGUGGACACGGGCGAAAUAAUUGUAACAGUAAAUGCAAACGACCUAUAAUGUGCGUAUGGAGGUUUUUUUUUUUUUUUUUUUUUUUUUUUGCACAUACUAAUUUUAUUCAAGGAAACACAUUUCUAACGGUGACGUGAGAUAAGCCACAUCCACAGAUUAUGGGGCUUUAUUCUUGCCUGGGUCCAGACCUUUGAAUCCGCCCACUGCAGCCUGCAAUGUCAGACUGAAGAUGGAAAUGGAGUGUAACGAGUUGACAAUUCUGUCUGAUAUCAGGCUAGCUUUAUUUAUGAAAAAUGACUGUGCGUAAACAUUGACACACAAGAAUCUUCAUAACUUACCAUCCAAAUCCACGAGGAAAUCGCCUGUUAUUUGUUUCUUAACACCCAUGUAAGCUUUCACAAAUCAAAUAGCCUACCAUACAGUCCAACCUGGUGUGUGCUUAUUAUAAAUACCUGUGACUCGGCAGCUGUUUCUACUUGGAGCAUCCAAAAGAUGAUGCUAAGUAAAAUAAUGUUAAUAAAUAUGAAACACCAUUUAAAAUGGCUGAAGUCUCCCCAAAAGGACACUACAUGUAGCUGGUUUUCAACACUAUCUAUUGUCCCUAAUCUCCAGAUAUGAAGCCCUCUGCAUGACCUUGGGUACCAACCCUCUCGUUUUCUCUUUAGAUGCCAUUCUGUAAAGAUAUAACAGCAAAAAGGCACAUUGUUUGUUAUAGCAUCUCAAAGGCGACAUAAUUGUAACACCGGUUACAUUUACGCAAACGGGAACAUUCUAACUUUUCAGAUAACAUCUAACAUACCAACCUUUCAAGGACGGAUGACUGCUUAAAAUGAUGUAUGAUUCGAAUACUUGUUGGCCUAAAUAAUUCCUCUUAUCCGAAAGUUACUUCGACAGCUUUUUACUUACCUCGCUCAAAAAGAUGUAUUUCCCACGAAAUUGUCUAAUCGCUCCAUUCUUUUGGCACGCCAUAGAGGUCUGAAUUGCGCGUGUUCACAAAGUUGAAAUGGCUACUGUAGCAGCAUUGUACAAAAAGUUUUUGUUCUUCUUACAUUUACGAUGCGUUACAUUCGUAGCAACUGUGCCCUAUUCAUCCUUUUUAUCAUAGCUUUUUCAAAAAGGACAUUGAUGAAAAGAUAUUAGACCUAAAAUUGGCUUUACUUAGAUUUUUCUCUUAUUUAAAUGAAGAUUCAACGUAGGCUGCUGAAAUGCAAUGAGCAGCGAAAGGUUGAUAUCUCAACAUUGUACUGCCGCCUGUCACUUAGUGGAACAUUUCAUUAGACAUUUUCAAUGUUCUACUGCCUGUACUGUACAAUAUUAUCACGCAUUCUAAGAAAUACCGAAUCUAUUACCAUUGCAAUCAUAGUGUUUAUGCCAGCUUGAAUUUCUAUUUUUUUAAGCAAGCCAAUAUUCCCGAGACAAGAGCUCUAGUUAAUUUGUGUUUACAGCACCCUCUGGUGAUUAGAGUAUGAGUACGGCAGAUGGGAAAUAUUAGAAACGCCAACGAAAAUAUUUUACAGUCGUGAAUCUUUUUAAAUUCUGGUAAGUUUAUAGUAGUCGUUAAUCUGCCCCUGGAGUUAUUAUUAUUAUUAUUAUUAUUAUUAUAGUUGUACCCCUCUUUC
This is a messenger RNA of Anguilla anguilla (European eel), 2620 nucleotides long. RefSeq names its product protein FEV. Lineage: Eukaryota; Metazoa; Chordata; Actinopteri; Anguilliformes; Anguillidae. Gene Ontology annotation, molecular function: sequence-specific DNA binding; DNA-binding transcription factor activity, RNA polymerase II-specific. The transcript has 3 exons. Gene Ontology annotation, cellular component: nucleus. The record is from RefSeq and is a predicted model, not a curated record. Gene Ontology annotation, biological process: regulation of transcription by RNA polymerase II; cell differentiation. The coding region runs from base 63 to 722 and encodes 219 amino acids.